AUGUCUUCCAACAAUCAAACAGAAAUCGCUCCACCUUUGAUUUCAUCAGACCAACCAAAUGCAACUGAGAAAGACAAUGAUUCAAAAGUAAUUAGAAGUAAUUUAAUUAGUCAAGUUGAAGCCAACCGACAGAAAACCAAAAGGCUAAAACAGUUGAUAGAAGAACGUCGAGUAACUGUGGAUGGAAGACACAACUAUAUAAUUCAGACGUUAGCUCAAGCUACACAGCUGGAAGCACAACAAAUCACUGAUGCUUUAUUAAUGGAUGAUAAGUGGUCUGAAUUCGAUGCAUUCUUUCAACCCAAAGGAAGCCGAAGAUUAUUGUUUUAUUAUCAAGAAGCUCCUGGACAAUCUAGAAAAAGAAUAUUUAUUGCUUCUGGGACACAUGAAGUGCUACGUGGUGCAUGCUUCAUUUUCCUACGGAUUACAGACAAAGCUAUCACGACAGCAAAUAUUGGUACAGAAGUAUCAUUUCAACAACUGGAUGCUACAGAAGGACGUUUAUUUGAAUCUGUACAAAAUUAUCUAGAAAGGCUUGCGUUACCUGUAUUUGAAGGAAUAGGGGAUUCAGAGACUACUGACCAAACUUUACCUGAAACAGUAAAUAUGGAAGAGUUUGUCACAGUUAUCAGGCGUUACCUGGAUGCACUAUCAAGUGCCAGAGAAAAUAUGAGUGAUAAGAUAGACCUAACAGCUGGACAAGAAUCUCAGGCAGCAAUACAAAUUAUCAAUACAAAUGAAAUUGAAAAUAUUAUUGACAGUUCUGAAACAAUGGAUCGCCUAAUUCGAUUAGUUGAGAAGUGGGUAAAUCAAAUUGAGCAAAUAUUAAACCAGUCGGAUCAAGUACGUCGAGAAUCAGAUGACGUGGGGCCAUCAGCUGAGAUGACCUACUGGAGAGCUCGUUUGGUUCGUUUCACAAAUCUAAUAGAAGAGAUGCGCAAUCCAAGUAUUCAAGCUAUUAUUUCUACUUUACACUAUGCAAAAGCGCGUGUAAUCAAACAUUGGCGCGUAUUGGACGAUCGCAUAAUAAAUUGUGUCAAUGAAGCGAAAGACAAUCUGAAAUAUCUUUUUACACUAGAUAACUUCUUUGGUUCAUUUUCUAAUACAAAUCCAUCGAAAAUCCGUCAAGAAUUACCUGCUCUACUCAAUGCUAUUCGUAUGAUUUAUAGUAUUUCGGAGUAUUACAAUAAUUCGGAACGAAUGACUUCCUUGUUUAUUAAGAUAACAAAUCAAAUGAUUGUUGCAUGCAGAAAAUAUGUAACGGACGGCGUUAGCCGAAUAUGGGAUCUACCAAGAGAUGUUUUGUUUGAUCGAAUAAAUGAAUGCAUUCAGUUAAACGUUGAAUACCAAGAAAAUUUUCGUAAAGUUCGACACAGACUCCAAGAAAACCCAUCAGGAAGACAAUUCGAUUUCAGUGAAAACUACAUAUUUGGUAAAUUUGAUGUGUACACAACAAGACUUAAGAAAAUUUUGGCAAUACUUGAAUGCGUAGAUAAUUUCAGUGUCCUGUUAGAUUUUAAAGCUGAAGGCAUUGAACCUGUAGUUGUCCGCUAUAAAACAUUCUACGAUAGUCUUCGUAAGAGAAAUUUUGACGGAGCUGAUCAAAUAAAGCGUGAUUUUGACAGAGACUUGGAUGAUUACAAAAGUCAAUUUGAUACAAUUGCACAACAACUUCGUGAUUUUCUUGAUACAUGGUUUAAACAACCUGCUCCAGUCGAACGUCAACUGAGAAUUCUAGAAAAUUUGAACAAAUUAAAGGUUGUAACCUAG
This is a messenger RNA of Heterobilharzia americana, 1770 nucleotides long. NCBI's taxonomy places the organism in Eukaryota, Metazoa, Platyhelminthes, Trematoda, Strigeidida, Schistosomatidae. The record is from the annotation of a GenBank genome assembly.